This is a messenger RNA of Tripterygium wilfordii, 1668 nucleotides long. RefSeq names its product hippocampus abundant transcript 1 protein-like. The coding region runs from base 99 to 1502 and encodes 467 amino acids. The record is from RefSeq and is a predicted model, not a curated record. Gene Ontology annotation, biological process: transmembrane transport. Gene Ontology annotation, molecular function: transmembrane transporter activity. The transcript has 14 exons. Lineage: Eukaryota; Viridiplantae; Streptophyta; Magnoliopsida; Celastrales; Celastraceae.
AUAGGAAUAGUAGUUGAGCACUCACUGUACUGUUUAGCUACCGAGAGAGCGAGAGAGAGAGGGUGUAGAAAAUCUAAUUCACAAUCUUGAAAGAUAAUAUGGAGAAGAAGGUAUGGGCAGGGCUGAGCCACCUCUUUGUGACGGUGUUCAUGUCUUGCUUUGCUGCUUUCAUUGUGAUUCCGGCAAUUACAGAUGUCACCAUCUCCGCUACUUGUCCUGCUCAUCAAGAUCAAUGCUCUCUUGCCAUUUACCUCACCGGAAUCCAACAAGCAGUGAUAGGAUUGGGGACGGUGGUGAUGAUGCCAGUAAUUGGAAAUCUAUCAGAUGUGUAUGGAAGGAAAGCUUUGCUCACACUCCCCUUGACCCUCUCCAUUGUUCCUCUAGUGAUUUUGGCGUAUAGCAGGGAAACCAAUUUCUUCUUUGCCUACUAUGUGCUCAGGACACUCACUGCUAUGGUCUCCGAGGGCAGCACAAACUGCCUUGCCCUUGCUUACGUGGCAGAUGUGAUUUCAGAGGGAAAAAGGGCAUCGGCAUUUGCAAUUCUAUCUGGUGUGACCUCAACUGCACUUGUCUGUGGAACCUUAGCUGCUCGCUUCAUUUCUCCAGCUUUGGCAUUCCAGGUUGCCGCUUUUGUCUCAAUGGCUGCUGCUGUUUACAUGAGAGUUUUUCUUAAGGAAAGCAUAGAAAAAGGUAGUGGUCUCACACAGCCAAUCUUGAAGGAAGGACCAGAUAAUAUGGUACAAGUUGAUUGUGAUUCACCAAGGCACAUACCAGUGUUCAAGAAAAUUCCAUCGGUUGGAGAUCUCGUUUGCUUGCUGAAGAGUAGGUUUGAGAUAAUUGAAACCGGGACAAAAAACAUCUUGUGUUGCAGCGUCACAUUAUCCCAAGUAGCAGUUGUUGCAUUCUUCCAUAGUCUCGCAGAAAGUGGGAUGAUAUCUUCUUUAAUGUAUUUCUUGAAGGCCCGCUUUCAGUAUGACAAAAAUCAGUAUGCUGACUUAAUGCUAAUUAUGGCAGUUGCAGGGACUCUGUCACAGUUGAUUCUAAUGCCCAUUUUGGUACCUGCUAUGGGAGAGGAAAGGUUACUCUCAAUAGGUCUCCUAGUGGGCAGCGUAAAUACUAUAAUUUACAGCAUUUCUUGGUCAGCAUGGGUUCCAUUGGCAAUUACUGUAUUUUCUGCUUUUCAACUUCUAGUCGCUCCAAGUUUACGUAGCAUUGCGUCGAAACAAGUUGGGCCCAACGAACAAGGGAAAGCUCAAGGAUGCAUUUCAGGCAUAACUUCCUUUGCCAGCAUUGUUGCCCCAUUAAUUUUUAGUCCUCUCACAGCUAUGUUCUUGUCUGAAGGAGCACCAUUCUAUUUCCCUGGAUUCAGUAUCCUGUGCAUUGGAUUUGCUACGAUAAUCGCGUUCAUUCAGAGUUGUAUGAUAAGGGCUGCUCCAACUUCAAGCACAAAGGCUGCAGCAAUUGAGGAUGAUGUAUGUGAUUUAGAAGUAGCUUCUCCCUAGAAUGAACCAAUCUAAGAAUGUACUUUAGCAGCAGAUAGAAUACAAUCAGGUAUAUUAGUUUGUUCCACUUGGAACUCAUGUUUGCAUAUGAUGUGUUAAAUCUCUAUGUUUAAUUACAUUUACAUCUUUGCAUAAAUCUCUCCAUAGAAAAGAAUAUUUGUGAUCA